AUGGAUGCAACAUUGAUAAAUCAAGUUUCACAAUUUAGACAAGCUGCUACAAAAAACGCGUUUGUCCCACAAAAAGCAUCAUCUCAAAAUUCUUAUUCAACGUAUACUUCUGAUGUUAAUCGUAAAAGAAAAGUUGUUAAGCCAGAAAAAAAUGAAGCCGUAUUAAAAAGUCAACAAGUAUCUAAUUCUGCCAAUUUUUCUGUCAUGGCAAGAAUUGUUGAGUAUCUUAAAAAAAGAUUUUUAGAUAAAUUAAACCCUUUAAAAUGGGGUUUAACGUUAGAUGAAAUUUUACAAGAAAUGCAAAUUUAUGAUUUAAAUAAAAAGGCAAUUUUGUGGCUUAGUGAAAAUUUACCAAAAAAUCCUAAAAUAACUCAAGAAGAACCUGGAAAAUUUAUUUUCAAACCACCAUAUAGCAUUUCUAAUCCAUCUGCAUUAAGGAAUUUAUUACAGAAACAAAUGAAAAGUGGUGAAUGUGGGUUACUUCAUUCAGAAUUAGCUGAAUGUAUUCCUGAUGUAGAAUUAUUUGUUUCAAAAAUUCAACAAAACGUCAUAUCAAUUCCUACACAAUUUAAUAAAAGAAAAGACACUGUGUAUUUCUAUAAUGAUCCAACACAUGAUUAUGAAUUGGAUGAAGAUUUUAAAGCUCUAUGGAGAACUAUACCAGUAAGUCAUCUUGAUGAUAGGAGGAUAGAAGAAUAUCUUAAAAAACAUAAUAUAAAAAGUAUUAAAGAUAUACAGCCAAAAGCAAAUAAUUCAGGUGUUCCUAAAAGAAGAACUCGUAAAAGGGCUAAUGUCAAACAACAAAAUGUUCAUAUGGAUGGUAUUCUUGAAGAAUAUGCUGAAUAA
Strongyloides ratti is the source of this 846-nucleotide messenger RNA. Its product is annotated as Transcription initiation factor IIE subunit beta. The transcript has a single exon. The record is from RefSeq and is a predicted model, not a curated record. Gene Ontology annotation, cellular component: transcription factor TFIIE complex. Bases 1 to 846 code for a protein of 281 amino acids. Gene Ontology annotation, biological process: transcription initiation at RNA polymerase II promoter. Lineage: Eukaryota; Metazoa; Nematoda; Chromadorea; Rhabditida; Strongyloididae.